AUGUCUGACGAAACCAAGCUGAGCAAAUAUUUGUCCUCCUCUUCCACUAUUUCACCGUCUUGCUCUCAUCUCAAAUCUCUCUCUUUCACCAUAUUCGUCUCCUCUCUUUCACUAUCUUUCUACCGUUUUUCUCACUCUUUUUCCUUCUCCCGUUUCUCUCUCUUUUUCACGAUCUUUCUCUCGCCUUUUUCUCUCAUUUUCCCUAUCUUUUUCCUGCCUCUCUUUUCUUUAACUUUUCCCGCUUCUCUAUCUUUCGCUGUCUUUCUCUCGCCCAACCUCUCUCUCUCUCUCUCUCUCUCUCAAUAUUCUCUUGUCUCUCGCUCUUGUUCACUGUCUCUUCCCCCCGCCACUCAAUUUAUCUUUCUCCUGCCCCUCUCCCUGAUUCACUGUCUUUCUCCUGUCCCUCUCUCUCUUUUACUAUUUUUUCCACCACCUUUUUCGCAUUUCUCUCUCUUUUACUAUCUUUUACUGUUUCUUGCCUCUAUCUCUCUAUCACUCUACUCCUCUGACCAUUCUCUCUUUUUCAUUAUCUUUUUCUCGUUUCUCUCACUUACCCGCCUAAUUCUCUCUUUCACUCUUUUAAACGUUUUUAUUUACAUGUCUAUGCACACACCAUCAUUCUACUAUGAACCAAUAUCGUUCCAUUCAUAUCUAUCUAUCUAUCUAUCUAUCUAUCCUUAA
Molecule: messenger RNA, 681 nt
Organism: Acanthosepion pharaonis
Lineage: Eukaryota; Metazoa; Mollusca; Cephalopoda; Sepiida; Sepiidae
Source: the annotation of a GenBank genome assembly